GAUGACAGGAGUCGCGUGUGUUCAUCAGUUGCAGCUCAUCGCUUGUGGAUACAGCGUAUGGGCUCUUAUGACUUGAUGGAGUGAAAGCAGACAUCACUUUUCUCUGAGAUGGAACAGUAAAAAGGGGAAAACUAUGAUGCUGCAGCAGGCAGUCGCCAAACCUCGAAGACAAGCUCUACGGGGAGCCGGUUACCUCUUCCGCUCCCAGUCGUCCUCCUGUCCUUCCAUGACUGAAGAACUUUUUUUGAAUGCUGCAGAAUACGGCAACAUCCCCGAGGUGAGGCGGAUGCUAGAGGAGCUACCAUUGCUCAAUGUCAACUGUGUUAACUACAUGGGCCAAAGUGCACUACAGCUGGCAGUGGCCAAUGAGCAUUUAGAGGUGACCAAGCUACUUCUGAGGAAGAAAGACCUCUCUAGAAUUGGAGAUGCUUUGCUGUUAGCUAUCAGUAAAGGAUACAUCCGUAUAGUGGAGGCUAUACUGAGCCACCAGGCCUUUGCAGACAGUCAGAGACUCACCAACAGUCCAAGCCAGUCAGGCACCCAUGACGACUUCCUCGCCUAUGAUGAGGAUGGCACACGCUUCUCCCACGACAUCACUCCCAUCAUCUUGGCUUCCCAGUGCAACGAGUACGAAAUAGUGCACAUACUUCUCAUGAAGGGGGCUCGUAUAGAGAGACCGCAUGACUACUUCUGUCAGUGCAGGGCCUGCAGCGAGCAGCAGAGGCACGAUGCUUUCAGCCUUUCCCAAUCACGCAUCAACGCGUACAAAGGACUGGCGAGUCCGGCAUAUCUGUCCCUCUCUAAUGAAGACCCUGUGAUGGCAGCUUUGGAGCUCAGCAAUGAGCUUGCCGUUCUAGCCAACAUUGAGAAAGAGUUUAAGAAUGAUUACAAAAAAUUGUCCACUCAGUGUAAAGACUUUGUGGUGGGACUCUUGGACUUGUGCCGGAACACGGAAGAAGUGGAGGCCAUCUUAAAUGGGGACGGUGACUCAUGUCAAACCUUUGGCAGACAAAACCUAAUCAGGUUAAAGCUCGCAAUAAAAUAUGAAGUUAAAAAGUUUGUGGCACAUCCAAACUGCCAGCAGCAGCUCCUCUAUAUCUGGUACGAGAACUUUUCUGGACUUCGUCAGCAAAACAUAGCCAUUAAAAUCCUACUUGUCCUCGGUGUUGCUGCUGGGUUACCUUUCCUGGCCUUCAUGUACUGGAUAGCACCUUCAAGUAAGUUAGGGAAACUUAUGUGUGGACCUUUCCUGAAGUUUGUGGCCCACGCUGCCUCCUUCAUGAUAUUUCUCUGCCUACUGGUUCUGAAUGCAGCGGACCGCUUCGCAGGGACAUCGCUGCUGCCAAACAUGACCGUCCACGAAUACCCUUCGCAGCUGUUUCGUAUGAAGACCACACCUUUUACCUGGAUGGAGAUCCUCAUCAUAUCCUGGGUCAUAGGGAAGAUCUGGGAAGAAUGUAAAGACAUUUGGACGCAGGACAUCCGGGAAUACAUCUCCGAACCUUGGAACCUUCUUGAUUUCAGUAUUUUGGCCAUAUUUAUGACCUCAUUCAUUGCCAGAUUAAUGGCUUUCUGGCAUGCAUACUCCGCCCAGUGCUUUGUUGAUAAGCACUACACUGACCUGACCAACAUGACCUUGCCCUCUGAGAUACAAUAUUUCCAGCUGGCUCGAAUCAACUGGAUGCCCUCGGACCCACAGCUCAUCUCCGAAGGCCUCUACGCGAUUGCGGUUGUGCUGAGUUUCUCUCGCAUCGCGUACAUCUUGCCUGCCAACGAGAGUUUCGGGCCCCUGCAGAUCUCUCUGGGAAGGACGGUGAAAGACAUCUUUAAGUUCAUGGUGAUCUUCAUCACCGUCUUUGUGGCUUUCAUGGUGGGCAUGUUCAACCUGUACUCGUACUACCUUGGAGCCAAAUACAACGACGCAUUUACAACGCUCGAGGAGAGCUUUAAAACACUAUUUUGGGCCAUCUUUGGCUUGUCAGAGGUGAAGUCGGUGGUCAUCAAUAUCAACCACAAGUUCAUUGAGAACACUGGCUAUGUGCUGUACGGGGUGUACAACAUCAUCAUGGUGAUUGUCCUGCUCAAUAUGCUCAUCGCCAUGUUCAACAGCUCCUUCCAGGAAAUUCAGGAUGAUGCAGAUGUGGAGUGGAAGUUUGCCAGAGCCAAGCUCUGGUUCUCGUACUUCGAGCAGGGCGGUACGCUGCCCGUGCCCUUCAACCUCGUUCCCAGUCCUAAAUCUGUCAUUUCCCUCCUGUUGUGGAUAAGGGAAUUUCUCUGGGCACAAAACAAGGAAAGCUCAAAUGACGAGACGGAGCUUAAUAAGUUGAGGCAACAAGAAGAUCUGAGUGUGGAAGAAUCACAUUGCUCAACCCGCUACCAAAAGAUAAUGAAUCGCCUCGUUAAAAGAUAUAUUGUCAAAGCACAAAGAGAUAAAGACAAUGACGAAGUACACGAGGGUGAGCUCAGAGAAAUCAAACAGGACAUCUCCAGUCUCCGCUAUGAGCUGCUGGAGAGGCAGAACCAUGAUCUGGAGACACUGGUGGAGCACAUUAGGGGACUGGGAGAUGCCAUGCAUAUUGAGCAGAAAGAAGAGUAGCAUGUGCAUACCUUAUAUACUGUACUCUUCUCAUUAUUGAGGAAUUUGGUCAGGGACAAAAAUGCCUUUAGAAGCAAAUUAACACACAUUUUAGACGAAAACAUACAAGUUCACAUGCAGAAACCUUAUUGUUUUGCAUUAGUGUAACUUUUGGAGGAUAUUCUCUUCAUUUCCAUCCCUGUACGACCACAUGGUGUCACUAGUGGAACUUUUUUCUUGUUGCACAGACCCUGAUACUGUGGCGUAGACAUGGUUUGAUAAGGGUGCUGUUUUUAAUCUUAAGUAGGGGAAAAACAAAUAAUCUGGUUAAUUCAUCACUAUACUAAACUAUAGUUAGUGAUAAUAGCCUUUAUUACUUCCCUGUGGAUGUCAUGUUGUUCUCUUCUUGUGACAUAACCUGAAAAUUAAAAAAAAAAAAAAAAAAGAUAAAAUAAAAUAGGGCAGUUAUAAACACACUCACUUUGCUGGAUUUCUUAAAUGUUAAGUGUUGAACGUUUGAAGCGUAAUGCUUAAUGAAAAUUAAACUGGCCAUUCUUUUCAA
Solea senegalensis (Senegalese sole) is the source of this 3137-nucleotide messenger RNA. RefSeq names its product transient receptor potential cation channel, subfamily C, member 6b (gene trpc6b). The coding region runs from base 134 to 2596 and encodes 820 amino acids. The transcript is spliced from 12 exons. The record is from RefSeq and is a predicted model, not a curated record. Gene Ontology annotation, biological process: calcium ion transmembrane transport; manganese ion transport; regulation of cytosolic calcium ion concentration. NCBI's taxonomy places the organism in Eukaryota, Metazoa, Chordata, Actinopteri, Pleuronectiformes, Soleidae. Gene Ontology annotation, molecular function: protein binding; inositol 1,4,5 trisphosphate binding; store-operated calcium channel activity. Gene Ontology annotation, cellular component: cation channel complex; membrane.